AUGAAGCCCACCACCAAUGGGCUCUUCGCAUCUCAAUCUUCCUCCUUCCCGUUUCCGAGAUUCCGCGGCCAACCUCCGCCGAUUAACUCCACUGACAAGCAGAAGAAGUAUCUUCCAAAACUCGUCACUCUAUCCCUCGCUUCCGAUUCCGAUGUCUCCUCCUCCCAUAGAGUCGCCUGCUCUCGCCGCGCAAUUCUCGUCGCACCACCGCUCCUCGCCGCCGCCGCUUCAUUAUGGCCGUCUAUUGCCUCAGCCGCCAGUGACAUCUCUUCCACCGUAGCAGAUACUUCGUCGGAAUCAACAGCUUUUCCUCCUCCGCCGCCGCCUGUUUCUGCAGCGAAGGAAGAGUCGAUAAACUCCAGAAUCUAUGACGCGACGGCGCUCGGUGAGCCGAUGGCUGUUGGGAAAGAUAAGAAGAGAGUUUGGGAGAAGCUUCUGAAUGCGAGGAUAGUAUACCUUGGAGAAGCCGAACAAGUGCCUACAAGAGACGACAAGGAUCUCGAGCUCGAAAUCGUGAGGAAUUUGAGGAAACGAUGCAUCGACACCGAUCGUCAAUUAUCUCUGGCACUGGAAUCGUUUCCCAUUGAUUUGCAAGACCAAUUAAACCAAUACAUUGAUAAGAGGAUCGACGGAGAGGCUCUGAAGUCGUUUGUGUCACAUUGGCCGGCGCAACGGUGGCAAGAGUACGAGCCUCUUCUAAGCUACUGCCGUGAAAACGCAGUUAAGCUCAUUGCUUGUGGUACUCCCCUGAAGGUUUUAAGAACUGUGCAAGCUGAGGGAAUCCGUGGACUUACGGAGCCUGAGCGUAAACUAUACACUCCUCCUGCUGGUUCAGGGUUUAUCUCAGGGUUUACUUCCUUCUCACGUAGCUCUUCACUCAACAUGAAUCCCUUAACGCAGAUUGUUCCGUUUGGACCGAGCUCUUAUUUGUCAGCGCAAGCUAGAGUUGUUGAAGACUAUACAAUGUCACAAGUGAUUGUGCAAGCCGUUGCAGAUGGAGGUGGGACUGGUUUGCUGUUAGUGGUGACAGGGGCGAACCAUGUUGAGUACGGGUCACGAGGAACGGGGUUGCCGGCGAGGGUCUCAAGGAAGAUUCCGAAGAAGAGUCAGCUUGUUGUGUUGCUUGAUCCUGAAAGACAGUUCUUGAGGAAAGAAGGUGAAUCUCCGGUUGCUGAUUUCUUGUGGUACUCUGCUGCUAGGCCUUGCAGCAGAAACUGCUUUGACCGUGCAGAGAUCGCUCGGGUGAUGAACGCUGCUGGUAGGAGACGUGAUGCUCUUCCUCAGGACAUUCAAAAAGGAUUAGACCUUGGUCUGGUGUCACCUGAGAUUCUGCAGAAUUUCUUUGAUCUGGAGCAAUAUCCUCUUAUUGCAGAGCUUACACAACGGUUUCAGGGUUUCAGAGAAAGGCUCUUGGCAGAUCCCAAAUUCCUGAAUAGGUUAGCUAUCGAAGAAGCUAUAUCGAUAACAACGACGCUUGUAGCUCAAUACGAGAAGCGGAAAGAAAACUUCUUCGAAGAACUGGACUAUGUGAUAACCGAUAGCGUAAGAGCAUCAGUCGUUGAUUUCUUCACGGUUUGGCUUCCUGCACCGACCUUGUCGUUUCUCUCAUAUGCUGAUGAGACAGCUAGGCCAAACAGCAUAGACGCUCUAAGAGGGCUACUAGGAUCCAUACCUGACAAUGCGUUUCAGAAAAGUCUUGGUGGGAAAGACUGGACUCUGAAUCUUAGGAUUGCUUCGGUUAUCAUCGGUGGCUUGAAGCUUGCUGGUGUUGGAGUUGUCUCCAGUUUUGCAGCUGUGGGAUCUUCAAAUGCUUUGUAUGCAAUAAGAAAGUUCAUUAAACCAGAGUUGGGUGCUUCUGAGCAAGCAAAGAGGUCUCCUAUGCUGAAGACGGCUGCUGUUUAUGGAACUUAUCUGGGAACAUCUUCAAAUAUUCGUUAUCAGAUAAUUGCUGGGCUUAUAGAGCAUCGGAUCUCUGACGAGCUUUCUUCGCAACCUCUACUUGUUAACAUGAUCUCAUUUGUUGUUCGAGUAGCAAACUCCUACUAUGGAACUCAGCAAUGGAUUGAUCUUGCACGCUCUACGGGUCUGCAAACUCAGAAAAGUGUCACAACUCCAAACCAAGUGCCAGAGGCUUUGAAUCAAUCUACAGUGGAAAUUGCGGAAUACAGUACCACCGAAGAGGCAACUAUCGAUGAUCUCAAGAAUCAAUGA
Molecule: messenger RNA, 2211 nt
Organism: Microthlaspi erraticum
Lineage: Eukaryota; Viridiplantae; Streptophyta; Magnoliopsida; Brassicales; Brassicaceae
Source: the annotation of a GenBank genome assembly